AAAUAAAUACAGGUGAAGUUGUAGUUUCUUUUUUAUAUCUCUCUCUGUGCGCGGUGACGAAAGAAUUUGCUGCAAUCGUGUGUUGAGAGCCAAGAUGUUUCGUUCACGCUUCUCCUUGUUAUUCGUCUGUUUUGCUGUCCUCCUUGCGACAUCCUUGGCUGACGAAGAUGACGUAGACAUGGCUGCCAACACCGUUACAAUUCGUGGAAAUGAUACGUCGGUCAGAAUAGAAGGCAAUACAGGAACAAUAAGGGCAGUUCAUCAUGAGAAGGAUGACGAUGACGAAGAUGACGAUGACGAUGAAGGCGAAAUGGAAGAUUUUAGUGACGACAAUGAAGGUGUUUUGACUUUUCAAAUUGACUCACUGCAGGAAAUAGACUCGGCUGGGAACCCGGUCGGUCUGACGGGGCCAUCAAAGAAAAAACAUGGAGUGAGCUCCUUGGUAUCUCAGAUUGAAAAGUAUACCUUCACACAGUUGGACAACUCGUCAACUUAUCAAGGAAUCCCUGUCAAAAAUGUCAACCUGUCUGUGCACCUCACUGGUCCCAACGCCAGCGUUGAUCUGCAAGUGAUGCUGUUUUUGAGGGAUGGAAACGUCACGUUUGGAAACGAGACAUUUUCAGUGAAAAGUGGAACCUUCAAAUUCAACAUCAAGGUUAGUGACUGGAAGUUCUGCGGCGGAAAUUCUGACAUUUGUACUAAGAACAACCAGAAUGAAACUGGCCAGUACCUUGAUCUUGCACUCAGCAUUAGAAGUCAGGCAGAAGAACCUGAAGAGAUAGAAGAAUCUGAAAACGAAUCCGCCGAAAUUUGCGUUAACGAUGAUCCCGACGAGAAAGACGACUGCCCUAAAAUAUUCAACAUGGGUGGAAACUCGACCAUGGUGCUCAAUAGAGGGGUGGUUACGGGUAACAACGACUACGUGGCAUUUCCCACAGGUUACCCAAAGUUUGAGAACAUAGGAGGACUAGUGAAGAAAUUCACUUUCCGCAUCCCACGGUUCAACGACACAGUCCUCAUCGACCCUAGUGUCAAUGUUGGUUCUUACAUCCCUGCGGUUACUAAUCCAACGAACAAGCCUGGUGGAGGAGGGCACAACGCUGGCCAAUCACUGCAUUUCGUUUCCUAUCUUUUGUUGCUUAGUAUGUUUGCGUCUCUGUGUUGCUUUUAUUAAUUGGUUUAGCAGACUCUUUUGCAAGAUUCAUUUAUAGUAGUUUGUUACCUUUCCGUAGCAAUUAUAAACAACUGAAACUGAUAAUAAAAAGAACACCCUUCUGGUAGAAUACAAUUUUUAUCCAGUGGCCAUGGUUUUACAUUACUAUCCUUCCUGAGAAAAAAAACGAGUUACAAGUUUCUACCAUAGUUAGUAGUCGUUUUUUUGAGUCUGUUGUUGUUGUUUUUUUUAUAUUCUUAUUUCAAAAGGGGUUUUCUGGUCACUAAAUCGGUCUCCAAAACAUACCAUAGAGGUUCUCAUUACGGUGAAAACAAUACAAUACAACUCUGUUGUCCCUGGAUACCUAAGUUAAUAACAUAAAGCUUUUAUUUCUCUAAGAGUCUUCUCAAAGGCACUGAGAGGAAAGAAAUGUUUAUUUCAAAUGUUUUUCGUUAAACAAAGGUCAUAUCUAAAAACUCAUUUCCCGGUUUGAUGAAAUGAAAAGCUAAACUGGUAACUUUGAUAAAAAAUCCUCUCAGUUCCCAUUUGCAAUCCUCAUUUGCUGGAACAGAUAACGAUCAAGUACCUUAUCUCAGUUGCUAAAAGAAAUAUAAGUUUACGAUAAUGAGAAAGCUAUUAGUGGUAAACUUCCUGAAAACUAAACAUCCUUAUCUUUGAUAUGCAUGGUUGCUAUUAGAAACCGAUAGUGAAAGCGUAAUAUAUUUUGCCAUACCCUCUGUGUGAACUAAAAGAUAAAUAUACAUUUGUGAGAGACAAGAAAUGACGUAGGAAGUUUAAAAUAGACGUG
Pocillopora verrucosa is the source of this 1961-nucleotide messenger RNA. RefSeq names its product acidic skeletal organic matrix protein. The record is from RefSeq and is a predicted model, not a curated record. NCBI's taxonomy places the organism in Eukaryota, Metazoa, Cnidaria, Anthozoa, Scleractinia, Pocilloporidae.